GUUGAACUGGGUCCGGUUCUCAAAUCCAAGAAAUUGACCUUCCGUUUCUGAUCAGUUCGCUUCUCUCCGCCGCGAUUGGGCACUUCUUCGUGAUGGCCAAUCCUGAAGGAGAAAAGCCAUCGUUCAAGCUCCAUGUGCAGAGCAUGAGUGGAGAGGAGGUCACCCUCGAAUUGCACCAGGAUGCUACGGUGAACGACUUGCGUGAAGCCAUCCGCUCGAAGAUGGAUGCUGGAGGGUCGGGCUUCCGCUUGAUCUCGGGAAGUCGAUGCUUGGAGGCGCCCAGCGAGAAGCUGACGAGCCUCGAGGUGGAGGAUGGUUCCACCAUCAUUAUGAUGAAGGAGCGCUCUUGCGACUACACUUGCCUGGGAGAAGCGCAGAAGGCCGUGGUGAAAUGCGGUCAGUAUCCCAACGGGCUGGUGUAUCACGGCGACAGGCUGCUGGUUGCGACCUACUUUGGCAUCCUUGAGGUCUACAGCUCAGAGCUCAAGCUGAUCCACAAGGAAAAGCUGGAUGUCCAGGGUCAUCCCAGCCAGAUCUGCAUGGCAGGCGGAUCCUUGGUCGUGGCCAGUCGAGACAGAGGUGGAGUGGUGAUCUUCGAGCCCGUGGACGGCUUCCCUUUCGGACGCGGGUCCCGAUUCUAUGUAACCCGUCGGGUGUGGCGGUCAGUGGAGACCGCGCGCCUUGGUGGAGACAGGAGACUCGACCGCGCGCGGGCCGACCGCGAGGCGGACCGCGUGCGUUGCUGGUUGGAGGUCUUUGUCUCCGAGUAUGGCUACCUGAGCACUUUCCGCCUCAGUGAUGGAGAGCUGCUGGACCGGCGCAAGGGCGGUGUCCACUGGCAGGUUUCCAACCCCUAUGGCCUUUGCAUCAUCGAAGAGAAGUUGCUGGCAGUGGCCGAUCGGGGGGCCGACCGUGUGCUGCUCUUAAGCCUUGAUGAGAUGGAGCUGCUCAGGGAGCUUCCAAUGGAGGGCAGCGCAAGCGGUGUGACGAAGCUUGGGAUGCCCAACGAUGUGGUGGCGGACGCUGCAGGCAACCUGCUGGUGAUGGACACCCGCAACGAACGCGUGGCGGUCUUCCGUCAGGAUGGCACCUUCAUUGCCAGCAUCAUGGAGGGUUUCUUCAAGGACAAGGGGAACACCUUCUCGUACCUGGCGUGCAACGUCGAAACCGGAGUGGUCGCAUUGUCCAACAAUGACAUGCACGAGCUGGCGCUGCUGAGCACUGAUCCGGCACGAUUGGUCGUGGCCGAGUGAGGGGCGGAGUGAUGCAGUCGUUGCUUUGAAUGGAUGUGGUGAUACGAGUCACCAAGGCUGUUCUGCAAGAGCCUUCCGACUAGGUGGGGAAGACAGCAGG
This is a messenger RNA of Durusdinium trenchii, 1353 nucleotides long. NCBI's taxonomy places the organism in Eukaryota, Dinophyceae, Suessiales, Symbiodiniaceae. The record is from the annotation of a GenBank genome assembly.